CCGGCCGGCCCGUUCGUACGUGUCGCAGCUUCAUUGUCUGCCUGUCCCGCACCGUGCACAUGUUGUGUGAAUUUUCGGCAUGUUGAUGUCGUCGUGAAUUAACAAGAUGGACUUUCAGAGUGCAAUGGAGACGUUUGCUGAGGCGUGGGCUGCGGCCAACAAUGUCAAGACGGAAGCUCCUACAGAUUUAGCUCAGAUGGCUGCAAACAUCCAGCAGGCCUACCUAAAGAACCUAUCGGCGGAACUCAGGCGCAGCAAGACGCCCCCGAGACGUUCACCGGAGGAGCGCGCUGUGCCCCGCCCCCCCUCAGCUCCAGUCCAUCAUGAGCGCAUCCAACAUACCCCCCAUCCUCCCCAUACCCCACACCUGUCACCCAAGAAGGAAGCUUUCAACAAUCUCAUGAACAAAGGCACACCAAAUAAAGUGAGGAGGUUGGAUGGUGAUAAAGGCUACUUUUCAGAAGAAUCGACAGUUAAAACGGUGCCGGUACAUUGUGUGGUGGAAGUGGUAUCUUCGCUGGAAGAAGGAGCAUGGAGACGCAGGGCUGUGGUCGAGACAGACAGCUACGUCAUCAUUCCUGUACCAACGCCCUUCCAUGAGUUAGUGCCAACCGCCCUGAUGCGUUUAGGAUACUCUCAUGAAUUGGCUGCUUCUGCUAAAGGAUCAGUAGUCAUAAACAACUGGAAGCCAUUGCCCUUCGAGAGGAUUUCUGAUGUUCCAACAGCUACUGUCGGUGAAGUUCUCGGAGAGUUGUCCACUGUGGCCACUCUUAGGAUCCAACUCCUGAGACCGAGGCCCACACCUCUUCAGGACAUUAAAGACAAACUUUUGAGACUUCUGCUGGUGCAGAGUAGACCGUUGCUUAUGUCUACUGGAUGUCCUUUGGACGAGAUAACUUUAGCUCAGAUUUGUCGUGGCCAAGAACGUGCGCCUGGGCCACACAACCUAUAUGAGCCAUCAGAGGAAAUGAGACGUAAAUUUGAAUCUUGGUGGAGUGCGCAGGUAUCGCCGAGACCGCCACCAUUUAGUCCCCGCCGGUACCCAUCGCCUGGUCCUAAAACUCGUUCGCCAACAAUGAACGCGAUUCCAGACCACUUGCAUCCAGCAUUACAGACUGUACAAAGUCAGUAUCCAACACAAAAGACUAGAAUGCGGACAAGCUUUGAUCCUGAGUUAGAGCUGCCUAAAUUACAGCGUUGGUUUUCUGAAAACCAACAUCCGAGUAGACAGCAAAUACAACAGUAUGUCCGAGAGUUAAACAACUUGGAAUCGAGGCGAGGACGUAAGCCCCUUGAUGUCAACAACGUUGUUUACUGGUUUAAGAACGCGCGUGCUGCACAGAAACGCGCUGAGCUUCGAAAUAUCGGCGGGUUGGGCUGCCAUCUUGGAGUGAACGGUUUCAAUAGUAGAAGUCAUAGCCCGACUAAUGGCUCGUUGAUGGCUGGUAGUGACAACUAUGGAUCUCAAGACCACAAUUCAAUGAAGAGUCCCUUAUUAUCCGGAAGUCCUGGUCGAUACCCGAUGUCUGUUAUGUCUGAAGAUAAUUUAUCCAAUGGUGGAUCCGAUAUGGAAGAUGAUGGUGCUGAUUUAAAUCCUGAUGAUAGGCCGGAGAGCCCAGAUGGGCCUCUCUCGUUGAUAACAACUAAGAAAAAUAACGAUCAUGAGACAGAUGAUAGGCCCGAGGAGUCACCAAAGCCGCCAGAUAUUAUUAAGGUGCAUGACAUAAAACAAGAGCCGAGAGACUUGAGCAAGCCUGACAACGCAGUGUCUCCGCAACGAUCUCCGGCUAAGAAUAGCGACAGCUCGCAUAACAACAAUAGCAGCAACAAUAAUAACAAUGAGGAUGAGAACGGUGUUGGUGAAGACCAUGAGGGCUCUGAUGAAGAUGUUAUGCAGGAGCGACAUUACAGGCCAUCUUCGCCGCACCUUGACCGUCUGCCAUUCCCCAUGGUGCCAAACCACCCCAUGUUUGGUCACGGUAUAAUGUACAUGAGCCAGUACAUGAGUGGCUUUCCUGGCGUCGGAGCAGUUCCAGGAGAAGGCGCCAGUGGCCUCAACUUGGCACUUGCGGGAGCUUCGGACGAGCGUCGCAAACGUAACCGAACAUUCAUUGACCCCGUAUCUGAGGUUCCUGUACUAGAGCAGUGGUUCUCAAUGAACACACAUCCUUCGCACAAUCUGAUACUGAAAUACACUGAGGAGUUGAACAGGAUGCCUUACAGGCAGAAGUUUCCUCGACUGGAGUCAAAGAAUGUGCAAUUUUGGUUCAAGAACCGACGAGCGAAGUGCAAGCGACUGAAGAUGUCGUUGUAUGAGCCAUCGUCUCCGGGCCACUACUCCCAUCCCGGACACCCGCACGCUUUGGCCGAACGGAAGCUGGUGUGAGCUGAUCUGAUCGUGCUCAACUUUAGAAAAAUGUGAGAGAUCUUAGUGUUUGUGUCGUCGCAGCAUACACGAAAGACUGAAAUCGAAACGUUUAAUGGUGUGCAGUGCCAUGUUAGUAUUAAGAUGACAGCGCGUCAUCCUUACUUUAAACAGUUCGUAUUAUUCAGAGGACUUUACUAGUAACUGUGUAGAUUAUAAACCAAUCAUAGUUUUGCUUAAGGUAGACUAGACAUAUUUCAAUGCGAUAUCGUUAUAAGUUUAGAGUAGAAUCAAGUUAUCUGAUAGAUCGAUCACAUCGUAUUGUUAAUUGUGUACAGUUCGUAGUACCAUAAUAUAUUAUGUAUUAACUAUAAAAGGACACGUCACACUUUGUGAAGGAAUCUCAAUAUUGCUAUUAUGUAGUAUGUAUGUACAUAAGAAACUCAAAACUCGGUUUUAUUUAUUAAAUAUUAUACAGUAGUUGUAUAAAUCUGUUGUUAGAAUGUAAUUAAUUGAUAUUCUCAUUAAAAGUUCCACUUAAAUUAUAAUAGCGAGGUCGGAAUAUAGAAUGGUAUUCAAUGUUAUUCUAAUUGUGUACAUUAUUUGUAUAAUUAGUAUUGAGUCAUAGGUAUAAUGAUAUUAUAUUGCACAUAGUAUGCUGGUAUCGAUAUUUCUGAAAUGUUAUUAUCGGUCGGUGUUCAGCGGCCGAAUGGUUACGCACAUUCCGUAUUAUGUAUCUUUUGUUAUAAAAUAAAUGUUAUAAUGUUUCCUCAAUCCAAAGAUCGGUUAGUGUAGUAGUGGUCACGUAAUUAUCUGAUAAUGAAUUAGUCUCCCGUGCUGCUGGGCAGAGCGGGGAGCUCGAGCAGAAACUGAUGCCACCAUAUUAAACCGAAUCGUGCUGAUUACACUACAUCGACUAUUAAGUACAAUAGCUCGGUGGAUGGUAAUGUUCGUGGUUUAUUUGUGCUUUGUAUUUAAUAGCUGGUAACACCGUGGUGCCCAGUAAAGCGGUUUACACCAAACAGUUCGUAUAUUACAGUAUUCACGCAUUUAUCGAUUGAGGCUGUUUCACACCUUCUUGUUUUAUAGUUUUAGAAUCGUCAUAGUUGUAAUGCGGCAGUUUAUUUUGUUGUUUCCAUGUUAUGCUUGUUUUCGUGAAGCUGUGAUGAUAUUUCCAAAUAUUGUAAAUAUUUUAUUAAUGUUAAACAUAAGUUUUAUUGUAAAACUACGUCACUAGGCUCACACGAACAAUUAAAGCAUUACCACUUAGGUAACGAAGAUAUUGGCUAAAUGUUUAUUCGAUUCAAUUAUUAUAUACCUAAACGAAAAUUAAAUUGAAUAUAAUAUUAUGAAAUCAA
Spodoptera exigua (beet armyworm) is the source of this 3723-nucleotide messenger RNA. Lineage: Eukaryota; Metazoa; Arthropoda; Insecta; Lepidoptera; Noctuidae. The record is from the annotation of a GenBank genome assembly.